AUGCUGACUCUGACCAGGCUGACCCUGCACCGUGUGACCAGCGUGGCCGCUCUGCGGGACCUGCUGAACCGCGGCAUGGCCCGCCGACAGUGCGGCGCCACCCAGGUAAACCACUGGAGCAGCCGCAGCCACGCGCUGGUCACCGUCCACCUGCGCCGGCGCCGCGGGGUCGGGCGGACCGCCUCCAAACUGCACCUGGUCGACCUGGCCGGCAGUGAAAGGGCCGGUGCCGGUCCGGGCCGCCCCAGUCGGACCCGACUCACAGAGGGAGCCAGCAUCAACCGGUCACUGGUGGCUCUCGGAAACGUUAUAUCGGCGCUAGCCGAGCAGGGUCGGUCUCGUCAGCCGGGCAGCCAGGAGAGGCGGCGGCGGCGGCGGGCGGCGACGUUCGUCUCCUACCGCAGCUCAGUACUCACCUGGCUCCUCAAGGAUUCGCUCGGCGGCAACGCCAAAACGGCCAUGGUCGCAACCGUGUCCCCGGCCAGCACGUGCUACAGCGACACUCUGAGCACGCUGAGGUUCGCCGAGAGGGCCAAGGCCAUCGUCAACUCCCCCGUGGUCAAUGACGAGCCCGGCACACUGUUGGUGAAAGAGCUGCAGGCCGAGGUCGAUCGUCUCCGCGGUCUGCUGGCACUCAACAAGAUGGCCGACUCAGGUGUCCCCUCAGACGCAGAUGUCGCCGGCACCGAUCGAAGUUUCAGACUGCGCCGAGCCGACCGGACGCUGACAUCGAGUCUGCACCGCCCCUCAUACCAGCGCCUGAGCGCCAGCGAACCGGACCUUCCGUCACCUCGCCAGGAGAGUGCGCCGCCCCCUCCCAGACGGCGGCAGGUGCUGACCCGCGCGCAGGCCACGGAGCUGCCCGAGACACCCGCCGCCGAGCGACCGAGCCCGAUCGGUGCCGAGGAGACCUCGCGUCGUCCCGUCCCCGCCACCACCUCCUCCUCUCUGAGCCUCCUCAGUGACUCCUCUGAACUCUGGGACGAACUGCGCGAUAUCGUGUGCGAGCGCGAGCGUCGCUGCUGGGCGAACUUUCUCCUUUGGGAGCAGCGCCGGGGUCUGUAUCGGCCAGCGAGUGUGCCGGGGAACAUGCAGCGGCUGUCGGAGGAGCGCCGCUCGCGCCGGCAGGUGGUCAGGGAGGUCGUGCGGCGGCUGUAUCCCGGCGGGGGUGGAGGUGGUGAGGGCGGCGAUGGUCCUCCCGGAGAUGCCACGGAGUCCGACUGGUGCUGCUGUGGCAGACGGAAGCGGCGCCGCGAGGCGUCGACCGACUCACGUCCGUACGAAAAGCGCAGCCGGAUUAUGGACCAGGUGGAUGAGGGGAAUGACUCGACCGAGAGGCAGCGACGGAGGAGCAGUGGCGAACGCGGCGGCCGUUCGGCAACCACCGCGGCACAGUCCAGCUCCGCGCGGAACGUCAGUCGAUUCCCCCGCCUCCGACUGCGCCCCGCUGACCCGACCCCGGCCGCGUCGGUCCCCUACAGCCAGGGGGAUUUAUUGCAGCCUGCCUGCACGCCAGCGGCAGCCAUCCUCUCCUGUUCUGUCGAUGAAGGCCUUGGUGGCAGCUUUGACGUAUGUGCUCCGCCGACUUUCUCUGACGACAGUCUGGAGCCAAGCGAUUUGGGGCUCUCUCAGGACUCUCUAGACAUGAUUGAUGCCGAUUCUGUCGAGAAUUUAGCCACCGGAAAGCAGCGCAUCGACAGUCUUUUCCGACCGAUGUCCCACCCGCCGAUAGUGGCUGCCCCAGUUCUGGUCCGUCAGGUCGAGCACCGGAAACAGCCACUGGAAGCAGCGGCACAUCACCCAACAUCACUACCUCUGCAAGUGCCAGGAAGCCAAAGGAAGCCAUCACAGCCUAAAGUGGCAGGAAGUCGCCGAACGGCGCCAAACACUAUCAUCAAAAUCAGCAUGGUUCGGCAGGCCGAGUCGUCGGACAGCGAGUGGGGCAGCCCGGCGGCCAGUCCCGACCGGCGCCACUCGCGGAGCGGCAGGGCGGAGCUCCGCCGCCGGGCCGAGGAGCGGCUCUCCUGCUCGGGCGCCUCCGACUCUGAGGAGGAGCACCAGCAGCUCCUCUCCGCCGUCGAUCACACCUCGGCAGACGCCGCCAGUCUGCUGUCCGUCGAUCCUGCGAGCGAUUCGCUCAGCUUCCAUUCCGCCCCUGGAGAUCCUGACGAAUGGAGCACCCAAUCAAACGCUCCGUCCGCCUAUCCUAUUAUUCAUUUUCCGUCCCCGCCGCCACCAGAGGAGCUAACCGACGAAUGCGAGUCCCCGGGCCCGCCCACACAAUCGUCAGCCGGCGUCGCUCCCCCAUUCCAGUUCACUAUCGACUCGGGAGAGGUAAAUGGGGAGAAGGACCCUUUGGACGGCUCGACAACCGACGUAGGUCGACUCUACACGAUCGUCGAGUCGGCCGGUGAGUCGGACGGGGUCAUCGAUUCCCGCGCGUCGGCUGUGACGCAUGCGCGGCCGCCCGCUGCCCCGGCAAUGGCCAGUAAACAGAGCUCGGUCGGGGCGGCAGCGUCGGCGUCGGGGUCGGCCGGUGAGCGGUCAGUGAUCGGGCGACCGCUGGUCGGCGACGGACGGCUGCCGGCGUGGGAUGCCGAGCGUCGGCGGUGGUGCGCGCGGCAGGCGGCGGCCGAGGCGCCGGCGGCUGCCGGCUGGGUAGACGCCGACAUGUGGGAGCGGUACGUGUCGCGGCUGGACGUGCGCAGCCACCUGCUGCUGGAGGAGGCGCGCCGUCGGCCCGGCCUGGCCGUCAGCCUGCUGGUGCGCUCCCGCAGCCUGCCCGAGCUGGCCGAGCGGCCCCCAGGCGCGCACGUGUCCCGCCUGUACCGCUCGGCCCUGUCGGUGACCGUGCACGGCCGGCCACCACCGCAGCCCGAGCAGAGACUGCUGUACUCCCUGCCCCCAGAGGUGAGGGAGCGCACCGCGACCGGACCGCCAGUCGAGUGUAUACCGGAGGACAGUGAUGGAGCCGGCUCUGAAAGCUCCGCCAGUUCAGACGGUUCUGACAGCUCGAAAGACUCCAAUGGAUCCGGCAGCUCAGAUGCGGGCUCUGAAGAUGGACAUGGACCCGAUGGUGCCAGUAAAAAGUCGGACGAUGGAACUGGGUUGCAGGGGGAGCGUGUGACGGCAGCACUCGAUGAAGAUGAGCCCCCGCCGCUUCUAGACCCGUGUGAUGCCGCCGAACUGUCCCCUCAGAUCGACCUACUUGGUUCCCUGAGCGAUGCACCACCGGUGUUUAGUGACUCUAGUGCAGGAGACCUAAACGUCAGCUUUCCAAACCAGCAACCGAUCGAAGAGGAUACAGUUGCGGACGAUGACCAGGUGAUCAACGAGGUGGUGAGAGAUGAGGCUACUAGAGAAACACUCACUCGAAGAGUGGAGACGACAGAGACUCACCGGAGCACGACAAACUCAGGUCCUCGGAUUCUCACCUACGAGGUUGUCGAAGAGGUGAACGUGUUUGUGCGCGGUUCAGGAGAAACUCACGUAUCUACCAGCCGGUCAGCCAGUGUUACUCAGGUGCCAGCCGAAGUCGAGAGAGCGGAGAGACGACGUGUGGAGGUCACUGACCAGAGCACGGACGGAGCGAGACGUCCUCUAGAGACGACAGAACACAGCUCACGGACUCAUAAGGUAUGGGACUAUCGGACCGAGGUGCUGCACGCAUCACCCAGGUGUCGCCAAGUGGUGACAUCCACACUGGACGCAGAGGCAAGAGUUCGUAACGCUCCUUUCGUCGAGACGGAAGGAAAUGAGACGUUCUACCCAGCUGAGAGUGGACCGGAAGGAUCAGAACCACCCAGUCUGGAGUACUGGGCUACAAACGAACCGAUAGCUUCUCAGCAGACCACAGAUAAAGCCAUGCAAAGACAACCAUCAGAGCAGCCACCCAGUCUAGAACCAUGGGAGCCAGACCAGCCAGCCAGUCUGGAGCAGCAGCCUCCAGGUCUGGAGGACUGGGCACCCGAAGAAGCUCCAAAUGUUAACCAGCACCGAACCGAGCAGCCACCUAGUCUAGAGCUCUGGGAUACAGACCAUCAGCCCAGACUCCAAAGGCAGAGUUCGGAACAGCCGCCCAGUCUGGAACCAUGGGAGUCUGACCAGCCACCCAGCCUGGAGCAAAUAACCUCCAAACCACCAGCCUCAGAUCGUGUCGACAUCGCACCAGUCGCCGACUCAGCGUCGGUCCAUGAGUCGGAUCCAGCAGCGACCGUGUACGUCGCGGCGCCAAUAAAUAUUGCAGAGCCACCGGGCGUCGGGACGGCGGCGGAAAGUUUGCCUAGACGCGGCUCCGUGACGGCGUCGGACGGAUUCCAUUCCGCCAGACCGGCCGCUGACGGGCUCCCGCCGAGCGCGCCGUCCGUCGGCACGCACCGCCGCGUCCCGCCCUCCCCAUUCCGACUUAUCACCAACGUGGAGGACGAGGAGGUACAGAUAUCGAGCCGCCACGACCGCAGUGUGUCACGCGGUCACCACAGUACCGUCGUCGUCACAAAUGUCAGCACUGAGCACGUGACGGCGACGUCGGCGGCGGCACAGGAACUGGCGAUGACGUCACCAGAAUUGAUAGAGUCGGCAGCGCCACUUGACACGGUCGCAGUGGCAUGCGGCCCACAAACGUCCCCCAGCGGCGAUCGACCGGGCCCGGAUCGCAAAGCGGCGUCUGUCGUGAGCGCGGCUGAUGAAAGCCGGAUCCGCCCGGCGGCCGGCGGUCUAGAUAUUGACGUGCGGUCGUUUGUCGAUCGACGAACGUCGCCGGAGAGCAUUAGUGACCACCGAGCUACCAGGAAUUCGGUGCAGGAGGUCAAUACCCCUGCUGGGGAGUCAGGACCACUCGAUGAAGGGGCCUCUCCAGUGUGUGAGCACUCCCUCUCGCCGGACAAAGUUGAGAGGUGGUCCUGUGAUCCACCAGCGAUUUUCGUGUUUGAGGUUGAGGAGCAGGGCGCUCUGCUGAGAAGAGACGACACAAAAUUCAUUGACGCCGACGCAGAAUGUGAGCAGCAGCGGCUGGUGGAGACUCAGGUGACCACCGGCAGUCCCAGGUCACCGAGGACACCGGUUGAGGAGCAGUUUUUCUUUUUCAAAACUACCGAGGAAGAGCCGAGUCUAGAGACGAUCGAAGAAGAGAUUGUUGAGGCGUUUGACGAGUCGUCUAGCUCUCUUAGCAGCUCCAGCUCCAGCAGUCAUUCGAAAAAUACUUCGAGGGAUGUUGAUGACGAAAGUUUGAGAUCGGAUCUGACCGGUGCAAGUGGAAUUUACAAAGUUAACUCUCCUGCCGCUGGCUCUCCUUCCGAGGCAGGUUCUCCCAGACGGGCGGCCAGCGAUGACAACAAUGAAGCUGGAACAAAUGAACAGGAAAGAAAACCCCCACAAAAUCUUAUACAACUCUCCAGCGACGGUAGUUUACCGGAGGCUGCUGAUACGCCGUGUGGUGUCCGUGAAGGCGCGGACGUCUCGGAGCCGGUGUCGGGGCCCCGUGGUACACCCAGCAGGUCGGGGGCCAGCGUGUCUAGCAACGUACAGGCCGACCGCGAGCUGGAGGAGGUGUCGGGCCGGCUGGAGGUGAUGCCUUCUUCCGCUUUGCUCAGCAAAGUGGACGCUGAAGGCGACGAGAGUGGAACGAUGGCAGAGCCUCGGUCCGGUAGCCCCCGGCUACCUGAGACGUCCGAGAGGCCUGACGGAGCUGCAGGAGGAGCGGCCAAAGAGACGAAGGAGGAGGUGGACACAAGUGUAGAAACGGAGCAAGAGCAAACAAUGAUUUCAGCUCGUUCGGAAGGUGAGGGAGGAGUUGAUACUGAGCAAGCGAAUGCACCCAACGAGGGUUCUACCUCAGCUCUUGACUCGCAAGAUAAAUCGAUCCCAAAACAAGCUUGGACUGAAACUUCAUCUGUUGUGCCUGAGCUGUCGCAUGCUGUGUCAGUGGAAGAAUGUGAAGAGUUGAAAAUGCUUGAAGAAGAGCUCGUGGAAAUGUUUCCCGAGACCACCACGGUAGAAAGGCCACUAGAAAUGAUGUCGGCAAGUGAACACUGGGAAGAAAUCGAGCCCUGUGAUGUGACUACCAUUCCCAAACUGCCAUGGACAGGUAACGAUAAUGAAGUAGGGGAAAGGGAUAAUUAUGGCUCGAGUCACUCCCACUCAGAAAGUCAAGCUGUCAGUUUGUUGACGCCGGCUACAAACAUGGCAUCAACUGAUUGCGGGCCGUGUGACAUCCACCCUGAAUCGCAGCCAGGGCACCCUGAAGCCUCUAACGACUCUCCAAUCGACGAGUCGAGCGAGCCUUCGACUUGUGCAAAUCGGUCGUCGAUGUUUGAAGAGGCCCAGGUCACGUUAGCUGAGAUCGAUCCCCAGGGCGCUCCGUCAAACACGCCACCACCACCGGGAAAUGCCGCAGAGGCAUCCAAUCUGGACCAGGUCGAGGUUGGCAAAGCUGCAGAGAAUUUCGAGAGAGAUAUGGAAGGACCAGCAGCCGAAACACCCAUUUGGAGCAUGUGCUUUCCAGAUGAUCGGGUAAAAACUCCUAAUGUCGAGCUGGAACAACUAGAUGAGCCUCAAGUCACGGCAACAGACAUCGAUCCUGAGGGAUUAUCCGAGAGAAAAACGCCGACAUCGACUCUCGACAACGGUGCAUCCGUCUCCGAUCCCGACAGAGUUGAAGUAAUUAAAGCCACCGAGAAUGUCGAAGGAGAAGUGCACGGACCAGCAAGGGAAACACAAACAUCAAUUCUUUGCUACCCUGAUGACCAUUCAGAAGCGCUUGAUUUAAAACUCGAACAGUUAGAACAUGAUGAUGCAAGUGACUCGACUGAUGAAGAAGUGGGAGAUGAAAAACGAGUUGUCCCACCCCAAGCAGCAGAAACUGUCGAGGAAGCACUUACAAAUGAAGAAGUUUUCAGUGUCAAAGAAAGUGUUCUUUGUUGUCACGACUUCAGCGAGAUGCCUCCAACAGAGCCAGAGUUCCAAUUCACAGCAACACUCAAAGAAGAACGAAGGCAAGAAACUUCAGACAUCGAUACAGAUGAGCCGGUGGAAGCAACAGCAAACGUGAAUGAAGAAGGGCUACAUGGAACGGCAGAGGAAGGGCCGCUGGUGGAACUCCUCUGUUACGGUGAUGGGACGUAUGAAGCUCCCACACUUGAGUUGGAGCAGUUGGGCGAUGGAGAGGAUUCUGACGCUGUUUCUGGGGAUGGCGCAGCUCAAGGGGCUACAGAAUCUCUAGAGAGUGAAGCAAAAGUGUUUGCCUCAGCUGAGGGAAUUGAGACGGUUCUGUGUCACUCGAUAGAAAUCGAUGAUCAGUCAGCAAAGAACGGCAUUGCUGUCGAAUCGUCAACGCCCGGCAUGAGCCCCCCUGAAGGCAGCUUUGGACAACAACAAGCGGUAGAAGCUAUCACAGCUGAUGAACAGGAUCUUCAGGUGGCAGAAAACAAAACAACCGUGCUGUGCUAUGCUGACGAUACUAAACCAGCAACUGUCUUACAUCUCGAAGCUCUGGAACACUUUGAUGUAAGCCAUGAAAGAGAACUAGAAGUUGCAGACGAAGAUGAGGAAAACGAACACGUCGAACCUGACAAGAGAGCCUCAGACAAGGACAGCACUGCUUCCGAAGCACCAUCUUUGAACCUUCUCGAUGUAACCGGCCUAGAAAUGCUGACGCUUGGAAAUGAAAAGGACACAGGAAUGUUAAAAGGGGAGCAAAGCUGCGGAGAACAGCUGGUUCUCGAUCAGAUGCCUUUGGAUGAGAGAAAUGAUCGAGAUGCCGUGAAAAUGGCAGAAAUGAUUGUGCGCGGAGUACUAAGCAAAGCAAAUAGCAUGCUGGAUGACAGCACUGAUGUGCAUGGAAAACACCAUGCACAACUUGACGCAAAGCAAAAAAGAAAGCAGUUGACCGAUGAACUGCUAACAGAUGCUGCCAUUAUCACAGGUCCCUGCGUUCAAAGCAAAACACAUGAAUCUGAUGAAAAGGACCUGGAAGAGCUGCUCCAAAGCAUUUCGGACCAGGUUGUGAGCACAGGAGAUAAGUCAACUAAGGUGCAUGCAAGUCAACCCUGUACGGAUCCAAUUCCAGCAGAAGGUAGAAGUCACAUUACAGAUGGAGAUGAAAAGUCGAACGACACUGACGACGUGAAGGAUGCCGAGCCCGCAGUUUGCAAGAAAUCAGCGUAUCUUUGCGGCUCAGAACAGAUGUUGCCCCAAAAUGACAAAGUUUCUGAAAAAGACGGAGAGGGGGUUACACCGGCAGUUGCCAUUAUCGAAGAGAGUAUCAUGAUACAAUCAAACGAACAGACCGAGGAAGACACAGCAUCAAAAGAACACCAUCGAAGUGAACGGGAAUGGAUGACGUCAAGAGAAUUCGAGGGACAGAACGAACGCGAUGUCAUGGAUACUCCUGGAGAAUGCCAAGGAAUAUCGACCGAGGUGGUAGAAACGCCAAGUGACGUCCACGCUUCUGGUAUUCAAAGUGAUGAUACCCAAGACAAAGGCCAGAUUACGUCGAGCCUAGAAAACCAAUCGAAUGUGAACGCAAGCGACGAAGAAGCUAUCACUGGCAGACGUCUUUCGUACCAAUGUGGUUUGCCUGUAGGUAGCGUCGAGACAUCGGUGGAAAAAGUCUUCAAACAUGAAGUAGAAACAGAAUUUCAGUCAGCUGCCGUUGACGACGUUGCCAUUGCUCCCGAAGUUGCCGAAGCUGCCGAAGCUGACGAAGCUGAUGAAGACGAAGCCCAUCCAGCAAUUAAAACAACAGAAGGUAAUCUUCAACAUGAGCCUGAUACGAGGAAAGUAACGCCUGUCGCUAUAGAAGAUCAGGAAAAGUCGCCAGGCUCAGAUCAGAAGAGAAAUGCACAAUCCUGUGCUUCGCUUGAAGCACAAGACACGACAGGUGUUGCAAGGCGUCAAAAUGAUACUUGGCAGGUGUUAUCGGACAUGUCAGAAGAUCCAGAUGUCACCGGAAGUAGCCAAGUGCACGAAACAUGUAGCCCAGGUGCCUCCAGCAUGAAUGAUAGGAAGGAUGCAUCGACUGAGCACCAGAAACGCAAAACCACUGACGUGUAUGAAACUGCACAAAAAGAACAUAUGUCCGUCUCAGAGCUACAAGAGAUGCAAGAGUCAGAUGAGAGAAAACAUGUCUGCGCCAGUGAACACACUGCGACAACAGAUGUAACUACUUUACAAGGCAGACUGCCGGAAGACUUCGAAACAAUCCCUUACGAUAAACAAACAACACAUGCCGAUGAACAAUCAAGACGGCGGAACGAGCGACCUGAUUGUGAUCUGGCGAUGCCUGAUGAUUCCACAGACGACAAACACAAAGAAGUGAAGGAGGAAGAAAGAAAAACCACAAUGCGGUCAGCGACGUCUUCAGUGGUUGAUGAGAUUCAACGACAUCUAUUGGAGGAGGUAGACGAACAAACACUAUCAAUGGACACGAUUGAAUCAGUGGAGGACCUGAGAAAAAGCGAUCAAGACGAGAUGUUCUACAGUUUUGACACUGAAGAUGAAACAACGGUGGACGCCAUGAGAACACAACAACCAGCUGCAACCGAGAUCUGCUCAAUGUAUGACCUUGGGCAAGAGUUCACAGAGGUCUCUUUAGAGGUACGUGAUUCCAAAACAAUGCCAAGCGAUGUGCGAUUUCAGGAGGACUCUGAGGAUUCCAGCUGUGAAACACCCCGUAUUUCCACCACCAGUCAAAGUCAAACAAACCGAUCGAGUGAUGAAGGUUCGGUCUCGUUGAGAAAGAAAAGUGAUGACGUGGACGCAUUGAAAUCGAAGGCAUCAUCAAAUGAUCUUGAAAACACCACUGCCCCACAAAACGCACCAAGAACGAAAGAUGGAACUGGGCAAUGUGAAGCUCCUCAGACAAACACGAAAAGGGAUGAAUUUUUUCACUCGAAGGAAGAGACGUUCAUUGACAAACCUGAAAUCCAACAGGCCCGUAGGGAUUCAAGAAAAGCUAGCCAAUUUGAGUCGACCGGGAAAAAGAAAGGCGUACGUGAUGUCAUUUACAAGGAGGAGACACCCCUGACAGCAUUUGCAGAUGUGUCCCAAGUGAAACCGAUGAUUUUGAAUCGUGCUCAGGGUAUGACUUUGUCUGACGAAUCUGAGGCAGACGACUGGGAUUCAACAUCUCCUCCCGCCUGCCAACAACCGCAACUGAAGCUGGACAUUCAGCCACGCACUUCACUGGGCGAGCUGGAUGGAGCACUCUCACCACGAGAAACUGUCCCACAACCACCUGUAUCCCGACCUCUGCGCGCUCUUACACAAUCUCUCACCAACAUCACCGAAACGGAAGGCGACAUCCGCGAGGAUCCGCUGGUGGCAACCACCACAUUCGGUCAUCUUGCCCGCUACAGGCAUAACUUCGGCGACGACGACGAAGACGGUACUGGUGACAAGGAUCAGGCGUCACAAUCGCCAUCGUCCUUCGGGGCAUCCACUGCAGACAAGAAGGUGCAGAUGUGGCAGCAGUACGUGGAGCUGCAACACGCCGCGGACGAAGAGCCUGCCACCGCGCAACCGCUCAGCACCUCCGAUAUCAUGUACUUGUACAUCGAAUCUGCCGCAGAUCUCAACAGCACAUCCGAGCUUUCCGACAUCGGACUGAGCGCUGCUGUGCCACGAAGUGAGCAUCGCGCGUCUGCGGUGCGUCUGGAGCGCACCGUCUCUGCCGAUUGCGUCCGACGACGACGCAGAGCCGGACUUGCGCGCUGCAGCAGCGCGGACGGCCUCCUUCAGCGUGGCAGACCGCCAGUAGACAUUGCAAACAUCAUCGCGCUUGGUCGGCUUCCUCUGGCGUCUCCUGAGUGUCAAAACGACUCAGAGUCCGAUGAUCGAGGCCGUGGAAAGAAAUGUGUCUCCUGGAACGAUCUCCACGGCUCGGGUGAGCUGGAGGUGGUGCAUGGCUCUCCAGACGGUGAGAUGCCCCAGAAGUUGACGACUCAGUCAGAUAGCGAUGCCAGCAGCACGGAGGAAGAAUCCGACGAGGAGCCAGACUUCGUGAUGGGUAGAUCGCCUCUCCAGCAAACUCAGACUGAGUUCGGUCUUACGAUGCCGGAUGAAGUGAGAAGGCGGGCGAGACGGUACCUUCCGCAGAACACGCCGUCCACGCAGCUGGAGACGGCCAAUUGGGACCUGAUCGGACAGGAUGUCGGUAUCCCUCUGGUCGAAGAGCGCCAGACCAAGCGGUUGGUGAAUGCCUCAACGCAGACACUGCGGGAUGCUUCGUCACAGACAGAUGGAAUCGAAGAUGUGGCCUACCAAUGGGAACACGGUCGCGAUUCUUCUUCAAGUCAGGAACAGCGUUCUCAACUUCCCAAUGAAAAUCAACGCUUUGCGUCUUCAUUUUCCAACUACGAACCUCAUUCAAGCUACUAUGGCUAUGAUGCUCGGCAUUCUUUCAACAAUCCUAGCCUGCGUUCUCACACACAGGCCUACAGCAUCCACACAUCACCAACUCGUGAUUCCUUCUCGCGCCCCUUCUAUACAUCACACGACUCAUCAGAAAGGCAGCGCUUGUCCUUUGAGCAUGCUGAUCGUUACCCAGAAUACAGCACGACUCACGUGAACAUUUCUGGCUCUCGUGUUGGCAGUCUAGAAAGCCAGAUCUGUCGCGAGUUGGAAUCGCUUCGCGAAGAGCGAGCGCGAAGCAGCGCCUACUAUCGGGACAGCGAGACGGAGCGUCAUCGUCGACUCUUGCAGGUCGAGGACAGCCUGCAGAAGAGCCUGCAGCAAAUGCGAGCGCUGGUAGCGCGGCGGCGAGCACGAGCGCGAGUCCUGAUGGAGACGCUACCGCCGCUCCAGCCACGCCGCCACGCAGGGAUGACCGCUGCUUCACCGGCGUACCGGCAAACUACCGUCGUGCCGUCGACUGUUCUAGAGGACAGACUGGCGGAUCUAGUUGACAGGUAUGACACAGCUACACGCGAGUACUCCGUGGGGACGGACUACAGCGGCCGGCUGCGGGAGGCGCCCUCCGUCACCCACAUUCUGCACCAGGAGAUCCACGUGCCGCCCUGCUGCGGCCACGUCCCCUCCGCGGCGCCGCGGCCCGCGCCGGCCGGCUCUCCCCGCCGGAUGACACCGUCGCAGUACCGCCAGCACCUGGCCGCCGUGCGCAGGAGGAUCCUGGCCCAGCCGGCCGCAUCGUCAGCGGCCGAGCUGCCGCCGCCGCCCGACCUCUCGGCCAGCCAGGAACGCGCGCUCGAUCCGUGGGUCCCGGCGGCGCCCGCUCGGCCCGGCGGCUCGGCGGUGAGCCGCUCUGAGCCGAACCUGUGCCGCUCUGAGCCGGACCUGAGCAGCGUCACAGGUGCCUGGCGCUCAGCAGUGCCGCCAGCCUUCGCCGGCUCCACCGGCAACCUGGGCGCACGGCCCUACGAGUACGGCCGCCCGGUGCCGGCGGAGGUCAGCCGUGCGCGUCACGCCCUGUACUAGUCUGUCUUACACACAGUGCCAACAGGAACCGAGCCGUCCACGAGUCCAACGAAACAAUGCACUAGGGCCUCAGAGGGCUCUUGGACGCUGCCAGUGCCAGCGUGUUAGGCACGUCAUCUACGGGGAGAAGAUGUAUGUUGGCACGAUGUGUGCGAGAAUGCGAAUAUGGUCCAAUGGUUCUUUGAGCCAAGGUAGUAGCGUUUGUGUGUUAUUAUAUUUAAUCAAUAUACGUGGAAUAACUAGUUAUCAUAACCACUAUUCAACAUAGUGAUAUAUCCAACGAUUAUUUUUGUUGUGAAUACUGUAAACUGUGACAUGGGUUUAAUGGAGUUUAACUAGUUAUCUAAGAACUUAAAUAAAAGUGUUACAACUGACCUCACUGCAUUAGAGUGAUAAAAGUCCAACAUUUACGAACUUGAAACAGCGGAUAUGGGCAUAACUGCUUCGCAAAAACACAUGUGAAAUUCACCCGAAAUUUGCCAUAGGACAGCCGUCAUCUUUUUGAUUCUACGUGAAAUUGGCCCCGUAUGUUCCACUCAUUCAAAGCAUUUACGCGGAGAAUGUACAGGAAUGCUGGAAUGUAGGAAUGCUGUUGGUGAUGUGUGUGAUGUUAGAAUACAGUUACUAAGAAAAC
Molecule: messenger RNA, 13066 nt
Organism: Amphibalanus amphitrite
Lineage: Eukaryota; Metazoa; Arthropoda; Thecostraca; Balanomorpha; Balanidae
Exons: 7
Coding region: 1-12432 (4143 amino acids)
Biological process (GO): microtubule-based movement
Molecular function (GO): microtubule binding; ATP binding; microtubule motor activity
Source: RefSeq, a predicted model, not a curated record